AUGGCUUUAAGCUUCAGUUUAUUGUACCCACGGAGUCAAAAGACUAGUUCUUCGAUUAUUCCAGAGCUAACUCUACCAAAGUCAUUGGCCGUUACGAGAUUCUGUUGUACAUAUUUUUCCUGUUCUUUCCACAGUGGGAGCCGUCUAGGAGGUCUUGUUACCGUGAUGUGUUUCUUUUUCAACCAUGGAGAGUGCACUCGUGUCAUGUGGACUCCACCUCUUCGUGAAAGUUUCUCAUACCCAUUCCUUGUGCUUCAGAUGUUGCUUUUGACCUAUAUUCUCAGGAUUCCGAAUAUUAAUACAGGAAGCUUGAUUGCACUGUGUGUUUCUAAUAUCUUUUUCAUGCUUCCCUGGCAGUUUGCUCAGUUUGUUCUUCUAACACAGAUAGCUUCAUUAUUUGCUGUGUGUAUUAUGGGUUAUAUUGACUCCUGCAAAUUACAGAAGAUACUCUCUGCUCAUAUGGUAUCUCUUAUAGUGUGUUUUGUUCUGAUGUUUGGUAAUUCAAUGUUAUUGACAUCAUAUUAUGCUGCAUCUUUAGUAGUUAUCUGGGGAAUUCUUGAAUUGAGUCCAAAAGUCUUGAAAAGCAGCAGAAGAGAAGUCUACGUAUGGGUCAUUGAAGGAUGUGCCUGUUUAUUUGGGACAGUCACAUUGAAAUACCUGACUUCUUUAGCGUUUGGAAUAGCUGAUGAUACUCAUAUAGGAAAUAUAUUAAAGUCUAAAUUUAUUGGCUACAAGGAUUUUGAUACAUUAAUGUAUACCUGUGCUGCAGAGUUUGACUUCAUGGAAAAAGAGACUCCAGUAAGAUAUACAAAGACUCUGCUAUUACCAGUUGUUCUGGUGGUUUUUGGGGUGAUUGUCAAAAGGGCAAUUAAAUAUGUUAUGUGGGUCUUAUCUCAGGCAGGCCAAUAUGAAAGAGAGGAACGUUUUAACCAUGGUGAGCUGGUAUACCAUGCAUUGCAGCUGUUGGCAUACAGUGUCCUAGCGAUUUUAAUUAUGAGACUGAAACUGUUUUUGACACCACACCUAUGCGUUAUGGCUUCCUUGGUGUGUUCAAAACAGUUGUUUGGAUGGCUCUUCUGUAAAAUCCAGCCCAAAACCUUGGUCUUUGCUAUUUUAGCAUUGAUGGCAAUAGAGGGAUCAGCAAACCUUCAAACCCAGUGGAACAUCAUGGGAGAGUUUAGCAAUUUGCCACAGGAGGAACUUUUAGAGUGGAUAAAAGUCAACACCAGACAAGAUGCAGUUUUUGCAGGAGCAAUGCCUACAAUGGCAAGUGUUAAAUUGUCUACACUGCGUCCUAUUGUAAAUCAUCCCCACUACGAAGAUGCAGGAUUAAGGGCCAGAACUAAAGUAGUGUAUUCCAUGUACAGUCGAAAACCUGCGAAAGAAGUAAAAAGAGAAUUGAUAAAACUAGGAGUGAAUUACUACAUUAUGGAAGAGACAUUAUGUGUAAGCAGAAAAAAGCCUGGUUGCAGUAUGCCUGAAAUUUGGGAUGUUGAAGAUCCUGCUAAUAGCGGCAAAAUUCCUUUAUGUACCCUUAUGAGCAAGGAUUCCAGCCCAUAUUUCAUCACAGUAUUUGAAAACAGCAAUUACAGAGUCUUAAAGAUUCCAAAGGAAUAGCAUUUCAAUGCCAAGAAUCAUCAGUCUUUCAACUUUUUAAACCAGUAACAGAAGAAUUCUAAAUCAGAAAUUCCUUUUCUACUAGACUUAAAAUGGAAAAAUGUGUAUUUUAUUUUUUACCAUUUUAAGUGAAUUCUGAUUGUAGAAAAAUCUUAAACCUAACAGUUCGGAUUUCUAUUUCAGGGUCAGUCCCUUGAGAUUUGCUAUGCAAAUGAUUAUAUGUUUGCACAUUUUACUUAACACUGAUCCAAAAAGAAUCUAAAAGUAGCUAUGGAAAGUAACUCCAUUCUCAAAACCAAUGAUAUUGUGAAAUGGGACUGUCAGAAUGUCUUAGCAAAGCAAGUUUGUUUAAAGCUUUGCUGCUAGCAGCCAGGAACAAAGGAAUGGUGCUAUAGCAUCUGGCAUCACAUUUCUCAUGCCACUUUCAUUACCCGUCUCCCUUUUGGACAAGGUGAUAUCAGAAACUAUCUUAAAAGUCACAUAGUUUCACUAGUCAGGUCUGAGAGAAAUAUAUUUUUUUCUUCUAGAGGAUUAAGAAGAUUUGUCAUUUUGGAUCACUUAACACAUGCUUUUAAGCUUGCUUUUGAAAUGGAAAAGUUUGUAGGCAGACUUGAAACUUCAUUAUUUAGGUGCAUGUUCUUCGAAUCUUGUUGAUAAUAAAAAAGAAGACUAAUAAGGGUAAUAUUUGCAGUGAGCAAUA
Molecule: messenger RNA, 2317 nt
Organism: Pterocles gutturalis (yellow-throated sandgrouse)
Lineage: Eukaryota; Metazoa; Chordata; Aves; Pterocliformes; Pteroclidae
Gene: DPY19L1
Product: dpy-19-like 1 (C. elegans)
Exons: 17
Coding region: 1-1617 (538 amino acids)
Cellular component (GO): nuclear inner membrane
Molecular function (GO): mannosyltransferase activity
Source: RefSeq, a predicted model, not a curated record